GAAUUCAAGAAAACUUUUAAGAAAGAAAUAAAGAAAGAUUGUAUAUCUAACGUCCUUGGUACUUACACUUAAAUUAUGCAAUUUUAUUACAUGUUCAACGACUAUCAAAAAUGUCUGGAGCACAGAAUCAGAGGAAACUGGCAGGAGAAGGAGAUUUAGCAAAAUGCAAAAUGUUUUGGAAGGGGAAUGUGAAGUUUGAGGACAUUUACUCGUUCAAAGUUGAUGGUUCCAUUGAGGAGGCAAAUGUGAUGAAUGAGGUGAGACAGAAGGUGAAAGAGCAGGCCCGAGUGUGGCGCUCAAUGGAAGCUGCCAAAGGGGCUGCCUGGUAUCUGCAAACCCAAUAUUGGAAAGACAAUGGAAACUUUGUCUCUUCGCUCUCUCUGUCAACUCUCACCAAUACCAUUGUUUUGAAGAGGCUCAUAAGACAGGGGAUUCCGCCUGUUGUGAGACCCAAGCUGUGGUUUAUGGCAUCUGGAGCAGCUAAGAAGCGCUCCACUGUUCCCCACAGUUACUAUCAAGACCUUAUUCAGGCUGUUGAGGGCAUGGUUACUCCAGCUACCAGCCAGAUUGAUCAAGAUAUUGCUCGUACUUUUCCUACUCACCCAUGGUUGGAUGCUGAAGAGGGGCAUGCAUCUCUGAGAAGAGUUCUUGUGGCAUAUUCCUUUCGUGAUUCUCGUGUUGGGUAUUGUCAGGGGAUGAAUUAUGUCGCGGCAUUGCUAUUGUUAGUCAUGAAAACAGAGGAAGAUGCAUUUUGGAUGCUGGCUGUGCUUUUGGAGAAUGUUUUGUUUAAUGACUGCUAUGCAGACAAUUUAUAUGGAUGCCAUGUUGAACAAAUGGUUUUCAAGGAUUUGCUUGCAAAAAUGUUUCCUAGGCUUGCUAGACAUUUUGAGGACUUAGACUUUGAUGUGUCUCUUGUAGCAACAGAAUGGUUUCUCUGUCUGUUUGCAAAGAGCUUGCCUUCAGAGACUACAAUGAGGAUUUGGGAUCUGCUUUUCAGUGAGGGAACCAAUGUUCUAUUCAGGGUUGCUUUGGCUAUCUUCAAGAUAAAUGAGGACCAGCUACUGGCCGUUCAACAAGUUGGAGAUGUGAUCAAUAUUUUGCAUCACACUGUACAUCAUGCUUUUGACCCAGAUGCACUGUUGAAGGUGGCGUUUGAUAAGAUUGGUUCCAUGACCAUUAACUGUAUAACAAAACACCGUAAAAGGCGACAGGCAGCAGUCACAGCAGAGUUGGACAAGAGACUAAGGCGGCUUAACUCAUGGGAAAGAGAAAAGUCAUCAUCUGAGUUUGAAAACUGAGGUUUAAAGUUCAACUACCUUCCUGGAUGUAUAUUGUUAGCCCGUGAGAAAAUGUCACAUCCCUUAUCCUCAAAGAGGCAUUUUAAACCAUUUCACAGCAUUGCGUUGCCCCUGUAUAUUUACUAUACGGUAUAUAUAAGAAGGUAACUCGUUCAAGCACUUGUCUUCCAUGCAGCGAUAGGGGGCAAAGACCAGUUGAAUUCACCCAUGUAUUUGGUAUCCUCUAACAAGUUGUUUUCCAGUCAUAUGUAUAUGUAUGUAUAGGAAAGACAGUACAAAAAAGAAUUGUGAUUCUAUGAUUA
This is a messenger RNA of Cryptomeria japonica (Japanese cedar), 1600 nucleotides long. RefSeq lists its product as uncharacterized. The record is from RefSeq and is a predicted model, not a curated record. NCBI's taxonomy places the organism in Eukaryota, Viridiplantae, Streptophyta, Pinopsida, Cupressales, Cupressaceae. The transcript has 7 exons. Bases 111 to 1298 code for a protein of 395 amino acids.